This is a messenger RNA of Dendronephthya gigantea, 2042 nucleotides long. Its product is annotated as transcription factor HES-4-B-like. The coding region runs from base 320 to 1099 and encodes 259 amino acids. Gene Ontology annotation, cellular component: nucleus. NCBI's taxonomy places the organism in Eukaryota, Metazoa, Cnidaria, Anthozoa, Malacalcyonacea, Nephtheidae. The record is from RefSeq and is a predicted model, not a curated record. Gene Ontology annotation, biological process: regulation of neurogenesis; regulation of transcription by RNA polymerase II; anterior/posterior pattern specification. Gene Ontology annotation, molecular function: DNA-binding transcription factor activity, RNA polymerase II-specific; RNA polymerase II cis-regulatory region sequence-specific DNA binding; protein dimerization activity. The transcript is spliced from 5 exons.
AAUGCCAAUAGUUCUAGCUGGUAUGUAACAAAGACGGCUCAUUUUCGUGUUUAAAAUACUUGGAGUCAUUGCGAGGCUUGCAUUUUGGAAUGGGCUUCGGGGAAGGCAAACAAGAACGACAGAAGACAAAAAUGGCCGAGAGACGCAAGGUAGGCUACAAGGCCUGGUUGGGAUGAAUUGAAAAUUUACCAAGACGUAUCCGGCAUGUAAGCAGCAAAAGAGAGGUUUCUAUGCAACAAGAUACGUGUUCCGAGUAUUAUACAUUUUGUUUUCGCUUCGAUUAAAGCUUUUCGGAUCUAUAAAGUCUUCGAAACCCAUCAUGGAAAAAAGAAGGAGAGAAAGGAUAAACAACAGUUUGAACGAACUAAAGAAUCUUCUUCUUGAAUCAAGGAAAAAAGAUACAACGUGUUGCUCGAAGCUAGAGAAGGCGGAUAUCUUGGAAAUGACAGUCCAGUAUUUAAAGUCAAUACGCAGUCAGCAGGAGAAAGCGUCUACGACAAGCGACCCAGUUGCCUUGGCCCACUACAGAGCAGGCUUCAACCACAGCGCGAUGGAAAUAAGCCGAUACCUCAUAGACACACCAGACAUUGAAGUAAAAGUCCGUUCCAGACUCCUCACCUACUUAUCCAACAGUUGCCACGCCGCGCUCAACAACCAGGCUCUGAUGAAACAACAUUACCCCUCAGGGUACCCGACACCUAUCCACCAAGCACCCGAGAAGUCAACACAUGUUCCAAAAGAUACAUCGUUAUCCACAGCAAUCCUAGGCGAUCCAACAAUACUCGCAAUUACCCCUCCUGAAGCUGUGCCAUACUAUUUUAAUCCCUCUCAGCUAUUGAUGCCUAGUAGUUUGACGAACGGAAAAUUAGCAGCAGUGUUAAUGCCCAAUCCCAAUUUAUGCAGCUCACCAACGCAGCAAAGAAUGCUGGGUCAGCAUUUCAAACUAGAACCAGGCUCUUCAACGUCUACGAUAACACACGGCCAGGAACUUCACCGAAAAGACGCGCAUAUUUCAAACAAUGAAUCAAAUAGUAGUACUCACACUAGAUCUCGUGCCCCGGCACCGGCUGACGGAAGCGUCUGGCGGCCAUGGAGUUAACGCUGACCAAAAAAUUGAAAAACCGUGGGCGCAGUAAAGAAUAGCAUCACAGAGCCGAAAAAAAGGGCAAAGCAGUAUAUUAUGAAUAAUUAGAUUAACGCUAGAUUUGAAUGAAAUCGAAAAACAUUUAACUUAAAUAACCGAUAAACUUAUCAGUAAAUGCGUCAGUGAGUAGGAAGUUAAGAACACAGGACACCACAAAUUUAGGGCCUCUUUCGUAUCAGAACUUAUAUUUCGGAACCAUAUUUCGAACAUUGAAAACUAUGCACAUGAAUGAUCCGAAUGGAACUUGUUUUAUUGGUAUUGAACGCACAUUUCCACGCAUUACAGCCGAUAAGGUAUGUUCAUUGCAUUAGCUUUAUAUCACAGCAUUAUAUUUAUACAUAAAUUUCCCUAAUGCAAUGUACUUCAUAUUGAAGAUGAAUUAUCAAAAAUACUUGGUGUUUAAGGCUCUCAGACACCCAUUGCAAAAACCAAUUCGCAAGCUCGCUGCGUGCAAUUUCCUUCAAUCACAGUGCUUGACAGCCUUAUUCUAAUUAGAUGCAAACACUCGCAGCGACCUUGCGAGUUGAUUUUGCGAUGAGCGGACCGAGCCUUCAGGCUUGAGAGUAGGCUUUUGUAUAGGAUCACACAUUUUUGACUAGAAAAACGCUAGUUUCAUUAUCGCAGUAGCUAAAAAAAUAGGAUAUAUUUUCAACUCUCAAAUUUAUAUAUAAUAGUGUAUAUUGUAACAAUAGUUAUUUUUUUUCAUUGAAGAAAAAUUGAACAGUGCUUUAUAAGCAGAUAUUAGUCUUAAUGUGUAAAUAUAUUGGCCUCAGUCCGAUGAUUGCUUACCCAAGGAGGCGUAUAACUCGAUUGAAGAGUUGCUGGGGAGUUUGGAUCGAGGGGUGGAUCCAGCACUAGUGCACUAUUUGAAAAUUCGCCCCGGUUUUGUUUUGUUGUU